UUGUCUGCUUAGCAUGCAAUUCACUCUGGCGCAAGUAACAAUUAUAACGUAUAACUAACUAACUGUACAAAACAAUAUGCUAAAAGUAUUACCAAUUCGAAAUACUGUACUAGCGUUCAACAUACGUAGUGUAUUGCGUAUGUUGGGCAGUUCUAUGAUUAGAAAUAACGUGGCCCACGUGUUGUCAUGGAGACGUUGUCACAAACCCGGCUAAGUACAAUCUAGGGAGCAGCAGUAGAAACUGCAUCGACGGUUACAUAUCACAGAACAGCUAAACAAAAUAAAAAAAAUUCAAAAAAUACGUAAUUGCAAAUAAUAAUAAUUGAAAUGGAAUAUGUUGGGAGCACCUAUGAAGGAGAUUACCAUAAUGGCAGGUUGGAAGGGAGUGGAGUGUAUACCCUCCAAACUGGGACUCGAUAUGAAGGGGAAAUGAAGGAUGGGAUGUAUCAUGGCAAAGGAACGCUCCACUUCCCUCUUGGAAAUAAAUAUGAAGGGAUUUGGGAAAAAGGAAUAGCAGUAGAGGGAAAGUACACAUUUGCAGACGGACUUAAAUACAAUGAUGAAGACUGGGAGUACUGUGACGGUUACGACAGGAUGUUUUACACAGAAAUCUGUAAUGGACUUAAACCAGCAGGUCGUUCACAGCUAACCAACUUAGACCCACCAAGAGAGAUCCCAGAGGGGUGUUAUGACUGUGGCGAUGGAUUUUAUAACCCCCAGACCAGAGUCAUCAUAGAUUACAAAAACACAUUUUUGAGAAAUGCAGAUGAUGAUGAGCAUGAAUGGAUUGUCAGGACCUGUCGAAAAAGUUGGGAUGAGAUAACUGGAUACAAGCCUAAACAUUAGCGACAGACAUUCUCUGCUUCUUCAUGGUUUAUCUUUUUUU
Molecule: messenger RNA, 886 nt
Organism: Polyodon spathula (Mississippi paddlefish)
Lineage: Eukaryota; Metazoa; Chordata; Actinopteri; Acipenseriformes; Polyodontidae
Gene: morn5
Product: MORN repeat containing 5
Exons: 5
Coding region: 328-846 (172 amino acids)
Source: RefSeq, a predicted model, not a curated record